Cyprinodon variegatus (sheepshead minnow) is the source of this 1816-nucleotide messenger RNA. Its product is annotated as cis-aconitate decarboxylase-like. The record is from RefSeq and is a predicted model, not a curated record. NCBI's taxonomy places the organism in Eukaryota, Metazoa, Chordata, Actinopteri, Cyprinodontiformes, Cyprinodontidae. The transcript has 6 exons. Gene Ontology annotation, molecular function: lyase activity. Bases 34 to 1518 code for a protein of 494 amino acids.
AAAGGGAAGAGAAGAAAGAAAGAAGUUGGGGUCAUGCUGUCAGUGCUACAGAAAACCACCCGGUCAGUUCAGGCUGUCAGAGGAGUGCAUCAAUCUGCUUCCCAGGUCCUGAAGCACCGACCACAAGAGGAAACAGUUACAGCCAGUUUUGGGAGGUUUAUCAAUGAAGUGAAGCCUCAGCAUUUGUCUCCUGUGGUGCUCCAGCGCAGUAAAAGGAUGGUGCUGGACAGCAUAGGGGUCGGUCUCAUUGGGAGCACAACAGAUGUGUUUGAACUGGCCCUGCAGCACUGCCAGCACAUGUAUGCAGCUGACUACAUCAGCUCUGUGUACGGCCGCAGCGGCGUCAGGCUUUCCCCAACACUGGCUGCUUUUGUCAAUGGAGUGGCGACUCACUCCAUGGACUUUGAUGAUACCUGGCAUCCAGCAACUCAUCCAUCAGGAGCCGUCCUUCCUGCUGUGUUAGCUCUCAGUGACAUGAUGCCAGCCAGCAGGAAACCCAGCGGCCUGGACUUCUUACUGGCAUUUAAUGUUGGCAUUGAGAUCCAGGGCCGCCUGAUGAGGUUCUCCAACGAGGCCUGCAAUAUUCCUAAAAGGUUUCAUCCUCCCACUGUUGUUGGUCCUAUGGGAAGUGCAGCAGCCUGUGCUCGCCUCUUGUCUCUGGAUCCCUCUCAGUGCAGUCAUGCUUUGGCUAUAGCUGCUUCUCUGGCUGGAGCCCCGAUGGCCAAUGCUGCCACUCAGUCUAAACCCCUUCACAUUGGUAACGCCUCACGUCUUGGACUUGAAGCUGCCCUCUUGGCCUCUAGAGGCCUAGAGGCCAGUCCUCUGGUCCUGGAUGCUGUUGCAGGCGUGGCGGGCUUUAAUGCUUUUUAUGAAGAUUAUGUGCCACAAUCUUUAGAUACCCCCAAUGAUGGCCAUGCAUUCCUGUUAGAGGAGCAGGACAUGGGCUUCAAGCGCUUUCCUGCUCAUCUAGGGAUGCACUGGGUGGCAGAUGCUGCAGCUUCUGUCCAUAAGCUUCUUGUUGGAGUUGGUCCUGGAAAGUUCUGGUCAGAUCAAGUCCAGGACAUCUUGCUUAGAGUCCCUCGGUCUAAAUACAUCAACAGGCCUUUUCCUGAGUCAGAGCAUGAGGCCCGCCACUCCUUCCAGUUUAAUGCCUGCUCUGCUCUCCUGGAUGGUGAGGUGACCGUGCAAUCCUUCACCCCAUGGGCCAUGAGCCGCCCUGAGCUGCACGCUCUGCUGGACCGCGUUCGGCUGGAGCAUCCCCAUGACAACCCUGCUAACUUCAACCAGAUGUACGGAGAGGUUCAGGUGACACUUGUAGGAGGAGACAUUCUGAAGGGACGCUGUGAUACCUUCUAUGGUCACUGGCGAAACCCGCUGACCAGUGAGAGCCUGAGGAAGAAGUUCAGGAGCAACGCAGAGCUGGUGCUUCCAUCAGAGAAGAUCGAACGACUGAUUGAGGUGGUGGAGAAGCUGGAAAAAUUUGAAGACUGCAACGACCUUCUUUCACAGCUGCAUUAAAGACUUGCAAACAUACACUACAAAAUUGCAGAACCCAGCUAUUUAGAACCAAAGAAAAAAUACACAUAAAGCAUAACUUUCUACUAUUAUUUACAAUAUUGUAUUCUAUUAAAAAAUGUUCUAAUAUGAGAUAGGAAACAUAUUAAAAUAACUUGCUUCAAUCUCAGGCUGUAUUUUAUUAUCACUGAAAAAAAUUUGUCUCAAUGAAAUCAGUAAAAUGUGACUAAAACUAACUGUGAUGAAAAAAGUGGACUGGGUCAAAAGUGGGUGCGUUAUACAGUGUAUCUAUUUAAUAUAU